AUGUCCGACAUCAAGGCGAUGAUGCAGGCCGCUAAGGACAAGGAGGCCGAGGUCAAGGCCAAAUUCGACGAAUUCGACGUCGACGGCAGCGGUGGCAUCGACGAGAUGGAGCUCAACCUGCUCCUCUCGGACCUCGGAAUGCUCUCCGGAGUUAACCAGGAGGCGGACGAGCGGUUCGUCCGCAGCACCUUCCGGAAGAUGGACGUGGACGAGUCCGGGUACAUCGACUUCGAGGAGUUCAAGGUGAUUUACAACAAGGCCAUCGACCGCAAGAAGGGCAACGACGAGAUCGCCGACCUGCCCCCGCUGCGCGGCCGCGACGUCAAGGCGCUCUCACCCGAGGUCGAGGCCCAGCGCAGGCGCAUCGCCGAGCGCAAGGCCCAGGAGAAGGCUGAGCGCGAGGCGAUGCUCGCCGAGGAAAACCGCCGCAAGAGCCAGCGCAUCGCCGAGGCUCGAGCGCGGGGCAGGGACGCCAAGUCCCUGGACGAGCACACCGAACUGCUGCGCCAGAAGGUGGCGGCGGAGUCUCGCGCCAAGAAGGAGGCGCGCGAGGCGCAGAUCGCGCGGGAGAACGCGGCGCUCGCGAGGCGCAGGGCCGAGGUUGCCGCGCGCGGCCGCGACGCCAAGGCUCUUGACGAGAAGACUCUGGCGGACCGUCGAGCGGUCGCGGAGCGCAGGCGCCUGGAGAAGGAGGCGCGCGAGGCGCAGCUCGCGGAGGAGAACCAGCGCAUGCGCGAGCGCAUCGCCGCCGGCAAGGCGCAGGGCCGCGACGCCAAGGCUCUCGACGAGCACACCGAGGCGGCGCGAGCAGCCGUCGCGGAACGCAGGCGCGCGGAAAAGGCGGCGCGCGAGGCGCAGCUCGCCGAGGAGAACGAGCGCAUCCGCGUUCGCAUGAACCAGGCCGGGCGGGACGCCAAGGAGCUCACGCCGGAGAUCGAGGCUGGCCGCCGAGCCGUCGCGGAGCGCCGAGCGGCGGAGAAGGCGGAGCGCGAACGAAAGAUUCGCGAGGAAAACGCCGCCUUUCGCGCGCGCCUGAACGCCUCGCGGUCCGCGGGACGCGACGCCAAGGAGCUCACGCCGGAGAUUGAGGCUGGGCGCGCCGCCGUGGCGCAGCGCAGGCGCGAGGAGAAGGCGGCGCGCGAGGCUAAGCUCGCCGAGGAAAACGCAGAGUACGCCAGGCGGGUCUCGUCCACCCGCGCCAAGGACGUCAAGGGACUGGACGAGAAGACUUUGGCGGACCGCCGAGCCGUGGCGGACAGACGCGCGGCGGAAAAGGCGGAGCGCGAACGCGCGAUCGCGGAGGAGAACGCGGCGCUCGCCAGACGACGGAGCUCGCUCCACGGCCGCGACGCCAAGGCUCUGGACGACGUCACCGAGGCGGCGAGGCGCGAGGUGGAGGCGAGACGGCUCGCCGAGAAGGAGGCGCGCGAGGCCAAGAUCGCGGAGGAGAAUGCGGUGAUGCGACAGCGCAUCGCCGCGUCCAAGCGGGCGGGGCGAGACGUCAAGGGGCUCAGCCCGGAGACGCUGGCGGCGCGGGAGCGAGUCGCCGCGGAAAAAGCGCAGCGCAAGGCGGAGCAGGAGAUGAUCCUGAAGAUGGAGAACCUCGAGUUCGAACGAAGACUGUCGCACCAGAGCGGCCGCGACGAGAAGGGUUUAAGCCCAAAGACGCUGGCGGACAGGAAGGCGGUGGCCGAGCGGAGCGCGCAGCGGAAGCGGGAGACGCAAAAGCGACUCGCGAGGGAAAACGCUGAGAUCAAGAAGAACCUGAGGGGCACCGGGACCUACCAAGGUCUGUGA
Molecule: messenger RNA, 1797 nt
Organism: Micromonas commoda
Lineage: Eukaryota; Viridiplantae; Chlorophyta; Mamiellophyceae; Mamiellales; Mamiellaceae
Exons: 2
Coding region: 1-1797 (598 amino acids)
Molecular function (GO): calcium ion binding
Source: RefSeq, a predicted model, not a curated record